AAAUAAACACUCGUUUAGUGCCACACAAAGUAAACAGUAGUAGAACAAAAUGUGGAAUUUCCAAGUGUUAUUGUUGACCAGUGCCAUCUUCGCGAUUUGCGAAUCUGCGGCCAUAAUUGACAAGGUAAAUAAAAAGUGUAGUAUAAAUGACAACGCUUGUCUGCAAGAUCUAUAUACAGUAUUAUUAGACGACAUAGCGGACAAUGGGGUCCCAGAAAUGGAUAUUCCUAAACUAGAUCCCUACGCUUUAAAGAAUAAAGAAGUUGAAGUCCUCGGAAUGAUUAAAGCGACAAUGAUUGAAGGAUAUGCAAAAGGUUACAAGAAUUGUAAAACAACUAGUUUCAGCAAUAACAUUCAAACACAGCGCACCUACGUAGAAUUGGUAUGCGAACCCUUUGCUGUCGAAGGAAGUUACAAGAUUGAAUCAACGCCUACACUCUUAGCGCUCAUUGGAGGUAUCAAUAUUCAUGGUCAAGGAAAAGGUGGUCUUGUCAUUGGUAAAGUAAAACUUAACCUAGACUUCGCAUUCGAAGUGAAGAAACUUGAUGAUGGUGAGCUCCAUUUCCAAGUAGAUCCUGAAGAUUCUGUGUAUACAUUUGAAGUACUGGACAAAAUUACCUUCUCUGGCGACAGUUUAUUCGUUGGAAAACAAGAUAUUAGUACCGUCGCAGUAAACAUCGGUAAUGAAAAUUGGGAAUUCCUCGCCAAGUCCUUUGGAAAACCUGUCCUAGAUAAGGCUCUGGAAGUUUUCUAUGUGAACUGUAAUAAGUUUUUAAGCAAAGUUCCUAUUAAAGACUUGAUCACUGACGAUUUAUCGUCAUACGCUAAGAUCUAAGAUAGAUUGAAGAGUCAAUGCUGAAUCCAAAUGGUAUAAAAUUGUUUAUCAACCCUAAUAUUAAGUAAUGUGAAACGUAGUAAAA
Molecule: messenger RNA, 920 nt
Organism: Helicoverpa armigera (cotton bollworm)
Lineage: Eukaryota; Metazoa; Arthropoda; Insecta; Lepidoptera; Noctuidae
Exons: 5
Coding region: 50-835 (261 amino acids)
Source: RefSeq, a predicted model, not a curated record